AUGGGAAGACCUCCUUGCUGUGACAGCGCCGGCAUCAAGAAGGGGCCGUGGACGCCAGAGGAGGACAUCAUCUUGAUAUCCUACAUCCAAGAGCGUGGCCCAGGCAACUGGAGAUCAGUGCCCACCAACACCGGUACUCUCUAUCUAUCUUUACCUCUGUCUCUCUCUGUCUAUCUCUCUCUCUCUCUCUCUCUCAUCUCAGAGGGGCGCCUUGUUUAUUCUGUGAUGGACAAGGGCUGAUGAGGUGCAGCAAGAGCUGCAGGCUGAGGUGGACGAACUACCUCAGGCCAGGGAUCAGGAGAGGGAACUUCACCCCACAGGAGGAAGCUGUAAUAAUCCAGCUCCAGGGCUUGCUGGGCAACAGGUGAUGACCGUCCGAUUCAUCUAAGAUUUCGUCAGGUUCCUUCUUUCCUGCAAGAACAAGUCCCCGUUUUGCUAUCUUUUGAGUACAAAACCGCUCCUUUGCCUGAUUAUCUCGACAUCAUCUUCCUGGGUUCUUCUGGUCGCCGUUUCAGGUGGGCGGUCAUAGCUUCGUACCUCCCUCAGAGAACCGACAACGACAUCAAGAACUACUGGAACACCCACCUGAAGAAGAAGCUCAAGCAGCUCCACGCAUCAGUGGCGGCGCCGUCGCCGUCGGGUCCCACCUCCAAUCUCCCCCUCCCUCUGCCGGGGAUCAACCAUGGCGGCGCUGCCGACUACGCGUCGAGCACCGAUAACAUCUCCAGGCUCCUAGAAGGGUGGAUGAAUUCCUGCAAACCCAGGCUCACAACGGAGUGCAAGCGGCUCGCCGGAGAAGACGGCGGCGCCGCCGGGUUCGAGCGCUCUACGGACAACCUCUCCGCCGGGUUUUUAGACGGGCAACAGGCUCAGCUGCCGCUAUCUCUGUUGGAGAGUUGGCUGCUGGAGGAGACGGCGGCGAAGCAGGUGGAGGAGUUAAUGGAGAACUCCCCCGACGCUUGGCCCAGGCCACUGUUCUGA
This is a messenger RNA of Spirodela intermedia, 981 nucleotides long. NCBI's taxonomy places the organism in Eukaryota, Viridiplantae, Streptophyta, Magnoliopsida, Alismatales, Araceae. The record is from the annotation of a GenBank genome assembly.